Messenger RNA from Manduca sexta (tobacco hornworm), 4656 nucleotides. Its product is annotated as transmembrane 7 superfamily member 3. The transcript is spliced from 10 exons. NCBI's taxonomy places the organism in Eukaryota, Metazoa, Arthropoda, Insecta, Lepidoptera, Sphingidae. The record is from RefSeq and is a predicted model, not a curated record. The coding region runs from base 282 to 1973 and encodes 563 amino acids.
GAAAUAUUGAGUAUUGAUUUCGCGGUUUCGUCAGUGCGCCAGCGCGAAGCUGUGUCUAUAGGAAUCGUUCACUGUACUUGGCUACUUUAUCGCGCGUUACAAGUUUAUCUCGCCCUUUUCAUAAAGUACUGUUUAUAAAGUAGAAUAUGUGGUGUCAAUUAGUGAAAUAAUACUCAUAAAACAUCAUUUUAAGUUAACAUCUGUUCUUGACAAAUAUUUCUGUCUAGUAAGACAGUGACCGCUCUCUUGAUAUUACGCUUUGUUUACCUAGAUAAGAAAAAAUGUUUUCUGUAAUGAAAUUGUUUACAAUGAUAUUAUUUAUAUUUUCUGCGUCGUCGGAGAUAUCAUAUGUAGUGAACUAUACGAAUGGCACGACUUUUCAAGAAGGUCAAGUAUUAACUUUGUCAUCUAGCAGCGACUAUUAUGAUGUAAAUAUUACAAUACCGUUGAGCAAGCCAACAUAUAUGAAUAAAGAAAUAAGCAGCGAUUUCAUAUUUUUGGCUACCACCAUGAUCAUUAAGGUCACCUUGGUUGAUAUCGAUCCUGAAUUGAGCUUCUUAAUAGCUCAAGUACACGCUAAAAUAGAUAAAGUGGAAAUAUAUAAAUCUUUCAAGAAAACCAGGGUAAUAGGACAAAACGUCGGAUUGUACUUCGAUGCGAAGAAUGAGAAGCAUGUUUUCUACAUCCUAAACCGAAAUUGUGAAGGUGGUCUCUUCUAUGUGUCGGUGCAUGGCUAUGGACCUAAAGAUCCUAUACCUGGCGGCUGUAAUUUGGAGUCCAAAAUACCGAUACCACCCUCAACGGAUAUCCGGCUUAGUAAUAAUUAUUAUAACGUCGAAAUAGCUCCACCGAUGGCUCCUUAUGACCCCAAUUGUCUGGAAAACGAUGUUUUCAUUACUUUCUACAUGUUGUACCAAUCCGAGCUUGAUUAUACUACUGAAGUGUAUUUCGAUGGCAUUCGGCGUAUGAUAAAUUAUGAAAAUAUUACGAAAAAUGGCAUUGUUGUACCCUUUAUAUUCUGGAACACUCGACGAAUGAUGAGCCGGUAUCAUGGAACUAAUGCUGUAUUCGCGGCAGUCGCUAGCACGGCAGAUGGUUAUUCUAUAUACGUACCUGCCCAAACCUAUGGCUGCGUCAACACGUCGGAUCAAUUUUGUGUUUACUUAGGGGAUAUUAGAACUAUAAUAUUUGUCCUAUUUCUGAUGGCGAUCUCUUUCUUAAUAUGUUUCGGGGGACACCGUUACGUGCACAUUGAAAUGUUUUCGCAAGGAUUGAUGACUUCUACGUUCGUCUGCUUCGUCAUUAUGACAGCGACGACAUCUGAAAGUUAUGACAUAAAAUUAUUGAUAUCGUUUAUUUUCGGAUUGGUCUUUGCUUCUGUGUGGUCAAUGGCGUGGCUGGUGUGGCGAUCGCCAAUCACUAUUAUGUUGAUACCAGCAUUCAAUUGCGGAUUCUUAGUCGCUGGCAUAAUGUACUACGUCGUGCCCAGUUCCAUGAUCUAUUUAGGAGUGGACUUCAACUUCUGGUCCCUGUUCUUCCUGGUACUACUUUUGGUAGCAAUGGUUAUACUGUCUACUUCGAAAUUCGGGAAUAUUCUGAGCUGUGCUUUCUUCGGCUCCUAUGGGUUUGUCGUGGCAGGCGAUAUGCUACUCGGAAGCAACUUUAAAUACAUCGUGGUCAAUGUCCUACGCCGAGCUACCGUCCCGAACUUCAAUAAGGCUGUUCUCUUCCCACCAUUCCAGACCGGCGAAAAAGUAAUGAUUGCGGUGUGGGUGCUGAUUGCCCUAGCCGGCAUGGCGGUGCAGUAUUGGUUCACCCGCGGCCAAACCUCGUUCCCCAUGUGUGCCCCCCAACUGACCAUGCGCGAGGCGGUAAAUGUGGCGAUGUACGGCACUGUCGAACGAAGGAUUGCUCCACGGAAAAGAAAAUCAAAGCCAAAUAAGGGACGAACGGGAGUCUCUUCGCGGGCGUAGGUGGAGACAGAUGCAGCUGGCCUUGAAUUUAUUUUGUCUAGUCUACUUUUUGUACGAAUUAUUUAAUCUACCUUUAAGCAGUGGCGUAGCUAGGCGUGAGUGAAGUGGGCCUUUGCCCACGGCCUCGGGAGACCUUAGAUAACAGAUUUCAGAAAAAAAAUUGGGUAAUUCUUGGGAACGAAAAAGGGGCCUUGCUGAUGAGACUUCACCCACGUCUAUAUUCCACACACCACUGUCUUUAAGGACUUAUCCCCUUCCCUUGAGAAAACACUAGGGUUUGCCUCUAGGGCCAAAAGCUGGGAGCGUCUUGGGUUCUUGUUUCUAGAAGUCAAAUAGCGUGGUAAAUAGGAAUGUGAUGUUCCAGCACGGGCGGCGCAAGGAACCAGUCCGCGGAUGAACACACUCCCUUACUCGCUUAAACGAUACACGCACAAUUAUAUGGAUAACUCGAAGAUAAAACCUCUUUUGAGCACAUUAGAACAAGGAAAUUGGAUAUAAAAAAAUCAUUCAAAAUUUAAUUAUAGUAAUAACAUCAUCGCAAUCUCAAUAAUGCAUUACAAAAAAUCAUGAAUUAUUAAAAUGAGUUAGACGCGAUAUUAUCUAUAUUCUGUAGAGUAGGACGAUAAUAGAGAACAUUCUUCAUUCCCCCUCCAACAUAUCACUAAAUCACACUCGAAUUCCAAAUAUUGAUAAGUAUUUCUCUAUGGACUGCUUCCAUUUAUUUACGAUUUAUAUUUUUAUACUAUAUACAAAUCUUCUAACCCAAAUAUCUUUAGAUUAUAUUUUUGAACCACUUUAUUUAUCCCAUUUUCGAUGGUAUUUAUAAUAGUUUGCGCUCUAAAUCCUAAGGCUCUAAGUCUAUAUUGCAAUAUAUAUUUUUAUUGUAGCCCCUUUUUAUGAAACUAUUUCAAUAACUAUUUAUAUUUAUCAUUCACUCAAUGUAAUGUAGCAAACUUAAAUAUUGGUGUUAAAUUGAUAAUACAUUAAAUGGAUGUGAAAUAGUAUUUAAGAUGUGUUGAUUUAAUCACCCGACAUUGAGAGGAACUGUCGCAUCGAUAUUGAUAAAAAAAAACAUUAAUUUGUCGUAAUCCAUUGCCACUUGUAUUUUUAUGAUCAAACUUCAUCACUAGCUUGGCGGAGUAUUGUAUUGCGUGCGCUAUGACAACCGCUUUGAUAUCCGCGUUCGAAUCUUGGAUUAGGCAAAAUGUUUUCUGCCUGAAGUCUAGAAUUUGUGCCUAAUAUGGCGAUAGACUCGCACCCUAUCAUGGGACGGAAAAUACAUUGCGGAAAGUAGGUGCCGCAAUUGCAUAUUCUUAUCCUGGUUUUUAUUUUCAUCACACGGAAAACCAAAUUUGACUAAACCAAAAGUGAUUAAAUCUCCACAAGUAUUAACCACAUUUACUCAUAGUUGUAAGAAUUAUAAUCAUAUGUGGGUUAGCCACCAAUUCAUGUCAGUAAAGCAAAUUAUGAUAAAUGUCUACUCUAUAUUCUAUUUAUAAUUCUGUUCAACCUCGAUGUAACAGGAAAGCGUGAUGAUAUUUGAGAGCUUGUUAUUGUGAAUGUCAAGCUCAAACUUGAGGAUUCUUGAUUUGUUUAAUCAUCAAACUCAAAGAUAACAUUUUAUUAUAAGUAUGUAAUAAAGUCACUUUAACAUUGUAUUAAUGAACGAAACCACAUACUCGUUUUUAACUCUCUUUUAACAUUGUGCCAAAAAUCAUUCAUGAAUAACGAAUACUUAUUGCCAAAGUCCCGCUUUUAGCUAACUGUUUUUUUUAACAUUUUAUUUUAGUGCGAAUUUGGUCAGCCGCGCGUGUUUCUACAAUAUAAUAAGGAAGGAAAAAUCUAUUUAUUAAAAUAAAAAAACAUAUGGGUUGCUUGUUACAUUUUGUUAUAUGGCUUAGAGUGUUUCAACAAUAUAAGGACGUAUUUGUAUGACCAUUACUGCCAAAGUAUAAGAGCUAAUGCUCGUGCACAAAUUUAUAAACCUGUUGUAGUGUGUAAAACAUACAAGUCUUUAAAAUUUAUAUAUGUGUACGUUUAUACCACUAAUCGGUAUACUGUAUGUUGUACAUUUUAUGUAUUAAUUGCAAUUAAUGUGACAUAUUUUUAGUAAUAAGCAAAUGCCGCGGCAUUUCAAGAUGAUCUAAUAUGAAUGCUGGAACAUAGGUAUAUGACAGGAAAGAUCUGGCAAACAGUACAUUAGUAAAAUCCUUUAUAAAGGCGUGAAUAUACGAGUUAUACUCAAUUUCUACAUGUUUAGUGUUACAUAAUAAUUAUUAUUGUUAUAAAGGUCAGGGGGCCUUAUUCCGUCUACGGGGCAUUUCCGUCUUUUUGUAAUUACGGGCGUUCUAUUCGAAGGACAGCUUCGAUAGCCGUAUCGGUAAGAGAGUUAAAGAUUCCCCUAUUUACCUAUACGGCUAUCAAAGCUUUCCUUCGCUUAGAACGCCCGUAAUUGCAAAAAGACGGAAAUGCCCAGUAGACGGAAUAGGACCCCCUAACCUUAAUCUAUAUUUGUCGUAUACCACUUUCGAAAAUUGAUGACUGAUUUAGCGUAUUUUUUAACUUGAAGCUUAAAAUGACCUUGCGCUUAGUGUUGCCAAAAAUUUAGGACGUAGUAAAUUGUUUAAGACUGUCUCCAUGUGAUGUAUAUUUCGAUUUUCGAAUUAAUAAAAAAUAAUUCUAA